AUGGCUCCAACUGACUUCUAUCCUUCCCAUAUUUCCCCUGCUCUCUCUUCAACAACGAACCCAGAAACUCAUAAUGGAAACGUCUUGACUUACAAUGUCAACCCAGAUUCUAUGUCUCCACCUACAACACCUAGGAAAGGCUCCUCCUCACGUUCUAAACUAUCAGCAACUAUUUGGGACACACCUCAAACAAGCUCAACUGCAUCAGGAUCUAGGUUAAUGUCAAACGUGGAUCUUCCUGAACGCCCUCCAUCGUCAAAUAGCACCAGGAAUGUUCCGGCUGGUCCUAUACCUGGACGAAUGUUUGCAGAGAUUCCAGGGCACAGUUCGAGAUACGCAGAGCUUGGGCACGGUUCGCCGAGAUCACCACGUUCGCCCGCCAGACAUUCGUCAACGACCAUGCCGAUCCGUUCUCCCCCUUCAUCGCCCAGGUCCCCAGGAAUUUCUCGGAUACCUUCCAUCUCCAAACUGCGGGAAAAGACACAAAAAGCUUAUGCUCCAUAUACCAGACCCCGUAGUUCCAUGGGAUCCUCAUCAGUCACAGCUUCAGAUGACACGAAGAUUCUUCGAUAUGAAACGUUUAAAGUUCCAAACAAGGAGAAAACGAUAGAGUGUGGAUGGCCGGGUUGCAAAAGCGAGUUUAGAAAUACCCACGAGGCUCUUCAGUCGCACCUUGGGAGGUACCAUGUGAGCGGCAACGGUGGAAAGUGCGAGUGGGACAACUGCGAAGAUGAUACGAAGUUCCUCAUGGCGGAAAACUUGGCAAGACAUACCGCGGCCAUGCAUGUGGCGACGUAUUCGCGAAUAUGUCCUCUAUGUAGGGAAUCGCUGACUCCGCAGGCAGUUGGGUCCCAUGUGAGGACGAAGCAUCCCGACAAAGUGCUUUAUAAGUGUUAG
Psilocybe cubensis is the source of this 897-nucleotide messenger RNA. RefSeq lists its product as uncharacterized. The record is from RefSeq and is a predicted model, not a curated record. Bases 1 to 897 code for a protein of 298 amino acids. Lineage: Eukaryota; Fungi; Basidiomycota; Agaricomycetes; Agaricales; Agrocybaceae. The transcript has a single exon.